Molecule: messenger RNA, 3723 nt
Organism: Xiphophorus maculatus (southern platyfish)
Lineage: Eukaryota; Metazoa; Chordata; Actinopteri; Cyprinodontiformes; Poeciliidae
Gene: zbtb33
Product: zinc finger and BTB domain containing 33
Exons: 2
Coding region: 91-1842 (583 amino acids)
Biological process (GO): regulation of transcription by RNA polymerase II
Molecular function (GO): protein binding; RNA polymerase II cis-regulatory region sequence-specific DNA binding; DNA-binding transcription factor activity, RNA polymerase II-specific
Source: RefSeq, a predicted model, not a curated record
UGUCAGUCGGCAGCGAAGGUAAUUAUUUACACUCCAACUUUUUUGACAACUUUCAGGUUUAGAUUUGGGUCGGGCAUCGGGGGUGCAGCCAUGCCAAGCCUAAAGCUGAUAUCUGCGACCGACACGCAGUAUUCAGCAGCUGUCCUCAAGUCUCUGAACGAGCAGCGGAGCAAUGGCUUGUUUUGUGACAUCACCAUCAUCAUACAGGACAAGAAAUUCAGAGCGCACAAAACAAUCCUGUCGGCCUCCAGCACGUACUUUCACCAGCUUUUUGCCGUCGCCGGACAAGUCAUCGAGCUCAACUUCAUCCGGCCAGAAAUCUUUGAGCACAUCCUCAACUACAUCUACAGCUCCAGGAUCGUCCGCGUCCGCUCCGACAUGCUGGAGGAACUCAUCCGCGCCGGAAAGAUCCUGGGAGUGAAGUUUAUUGCGAACUUGCAUUCGCCGCUGUCACAAGUGAAAGGUCUGCCGGGUUUGUCCCAGGAGACAGGAAGCAAGAGCGAUGCCUCUCCAGAGACUAUGCCCGUCAUCACGGAGUCCUUCUCCAUUUCCGCAGAGGAAUUCAACCAGACAAAGAAACCCGCGGGAAGCGAGGAGGAGGGCGAUGAUGUGGUGUUCGUCUCCUGCACCGAUGCUCAAACCAGAGCGGCGAGUCUCAAGGCCAACCCUUCUGACAUCAUCGAUUUGGAAAAAGUGGAAUCGGAAAACGUUGAACCCAAACAAAGCGAAGAUUCGAAUCAUGUUGGGGCGGAUGCACGGAAAGCAGCCGACACGCCAAAAACUAACGGCACAAAGUGUCAGGUGAACAGUCCGAACCACAGCUCCAGUAACUCCCCGGCGACGCACGCCCAACCAGGCAGCCUCACACCGGAGCCGACCAGUGAGAGCACCGACAUGUUGGGUGUCCACAAGAAGCAAGUCGCCAUUUCAUCCCAGGAGGGCGAUCCCAAAAUACGGCUUCUGGAUGUUUCCGGAGUCUCUGCUAGCAGCGCCAAGGGAACUAUAGAGGCGAAACAGACGGUGACACUCAACACCGGCACGGAAAUCGAUUCGCUUUCAUCCGGGUGUAAAGUUUACGCCAACAUCGGAGAGGACACAUACGACAUCGUCCAAAUGAAAGAAGACCCAGGAGAAGGAGGAUCAAAAUCCAACAAAGGGAAAAGAGCUUUAAUGGCGACGCCCAAAAAGGCCUUCGACCAGACGCCGCUGUCGCCGACACUCAGUCCCAACAGGAAGAAGAACAAAAUGGAGCUGGACGAUCACUAUGAGCUCAUCAUGGAUGGGAAGACUUUCUACGUUUGCGCCGUGUGCAAACGCCCGUAUGUGUGCAUCACGAGUCUGCGGCGUCACUUCAACACCCACUCGUGGGAGAAGAAGUACCCGUGUCGCUUCUGCAACAAGGUGUUUGCCCUGGCGGAGUACAGAACUAAACACGAAGUGUGCCACACGGGCGAGAGGCGGUACCAGUGCCUGCUGUGCAACGACAUGUUCCAGAACUACCAGAUUCUGUCCCACCACUGCAAGCAAGUCCACAAUCAAGACCCGAGCGGCAGGAAGCAGAAAGACGACGGCGACAACAACCUGUACCGCCUGCUGCCGUGCAGGUCGAAGAAGAAGUCGUACGUGACCGACCUGCCGGGAACGCCGUUCAUAUCGGAGGACGGCAGCAUGCAGGAGAUGAGCCCCACCGAAAUGGAGGCCAUGCACAAUUCGGCGCAGAGCGGGAUGUACUGGGACGACCUGUUCGCCGAGCCGGGCGCUCGCUUGCAGCCGGACUCCGAGUCGCCGUCGAUGAGCUCCCCGACGCAGGGACCCAUGGAGUUCGAGUACAUCACACCGUAGAGCCGCUGGGAAGCAAUCAGUCCGCCGGAUAUCCUGUGCCUUCUCGGUUACGCUAACUCUGUGUUCGUCCUCCAAUUCAGAUCAUGUUUUGUGAUUAAAUCUAAUCCUACCCCAAAUUAAAGCUACAGUAUGCAAGUUUUAUUUUUUUUAAAAAAUCUGUUAAUUUACAUGUUUGUUAAAGCUUUUGCCGUCUGAAAAAAUGAAUCUAAAACAACCAAUCAGAACCAGGAGGUUGGUACAGAAAAGGAUUAGGGCCGCUGGGAAAAUUAAUUUAAAAAAAUUCUGGAUUUAUUUUCUCAAAAUUUUGACUUUGAUCUUUGACUUUGAUCUAAAUUUUAUUAGAAUUCUGACUUUUUUUUUUCAGUGGCCCUAAUUCUCUUCUGUAGGAACGUCUUAGCGUUGUCAAUCAACUAGUCUAUUUGCUGCUAAAUGUGCUAAUGGCGGAGAAACAACUCAUCAUUACAGGAAAACUGUUUCUCCACCAUCGUUGGUGGCCAUGCUAACUAGCCUUAGCAUUCAUGAUGGGCUCUACUGUUGGGAAGAAGCUUUAGUGUACCAGAGAAGGUGAUUGACAGCGCUAAGCCCCUCCUCCUGGCUCUGAUUGGUUGUUUCUGACUGAACAGUGUGUUUCUGUAGUUUCUGGGAGAAGACAGAUUAUCUGUGUCAUGACAGAGUGACAGUAUAUUAUCAAAUAUUUAAAAACAUUUUUUAUAUCUAGAAGUUGCAUACUGUAGCUUUAAGGGUUUUAGGAAAGUCUAAGUGUUCUUAAUUUAUUUUCUCUUGUUUCUAAAGAUUCAAAGAAGUCGAGGUAAAACCGCUUGAACUUUCAGCUUUUGUUGUAAAUGUGAAACUUUGCCCAAUCGUUUCUCAGUAUUGUUGGAAAAUUAUGAUAAAAGAUGAUGUAUCUUUUAGAAAACGAUUCAACAUUUUUCACACCCAACUGUAAAGGUCAGCGCACGCACAAACACACACACACACACACACACACACACACACACACACACACACACACACACACACACACACACACACACACACACACACACACACAUGUUCUCAUGCGUCUCCUUCCAGGUAAAUUAAUCUGGUGUUAAACUUUGUUGUAACAUAGAAACUCUGAAUCUGUUAAAUCAUUGAUUUCACGUUGAUUUAAUCAUCCAACAGAAUAAUGUGCCGUUCAAUUUACUGACUCUACUAAAAGUUAAAGAUGGGACUUUUAAAAAUCUUUAUUAAUCACAUAGCAUGUUUCAUGUUGAAAUGUGAGAUGAAUGUAUUUGUAACAUUUAGGCCAUGAUGUCUAAAACGGUUCAACACUGACUGACCACAGUUUCAAUAACCGUUUCAUUUCUUUAUCCAUCCAGGCGUCUUUUCUGUUUUCUACCCCAAAUAUACGUAUUUUACCGUGUUUUUUUUGUUCUUAAAGAAAAUGUGUUAAAUACUAACUAUAAAAUGCAAUAAGAUUGUUCAAAUAUUAAAUCAACUCAAAGCUUCACCUGUUAAUGAAAGGACCUUCUGAUGAUGAUUUUAGGAUUUUUUGUUUUGUAAAAUAUAUUUUUUCAUGAUGUCAUUGUUGCCACAUCUGGGUCUUGUGGCAGGAACAUUUGUACAGUUUCAUUGGGUCACUUACUUACAUAGUGUAAGAUGGAUUUGUUUUGUAUUAUUUUAAAUGCAAAAGUAGGGAUUUUAACUGAGAUUUAUUAGUAUUUAGCACUUAAAUUUCCAGGUGUUUUUUUCUUUUUUGUUUGUUUUUUUUACAUCAUGUCAGAAAUUAGAACUGUCUUCUUGCAGGUAUAGGUAGAGCUAAAGCUUGAAGCCGAUCUGUCUUGUUUUCAGAUUAAAUGCUACAGAUUGUUUUUCAAUAAAUGGAUUAACUAUUGUUUA